AUGAGUCAGUUUGAUCCGUUGGGGCUUCUUUCCCAUUUCCUCAUCCAUGGCCGCGUUAUCAUUCAGGAUAUAUGGCGCACAAAAGCUGGUUGGGACGACGUGGUAGGCAAGCCAAUCCUUGAACGAUGGCAUUUGUGGGUAGCCAAAUUCAACGACCUGAAAGCUGUUCGUAUACCUCGUGCCUAUUUUCCGGGCGUAACGGCAUCAGAAAUCGAGGACUUGCACUUGCAUAUAUUUGUCGACGGCAGCGAGACUGCCUAUGCUUGUGUCGCCUACUUGAGGGCCACCAUCCAUGGAAAGUUCCAGUGUGCACUUGUCGGAGGAAAAGCGAAAGUAGCACCUUUGAAAACGUUAUCCAUUCCGAGGCUGGAGCUGCAGGCGGCGUUAAUAGGCUGUAGGUUGAUGAAAACGUUAUGCAGCAGUCACAGUCUCCCAAUAUCGCGACGAGUGAUUUGGACCGAUUCAAAAACCGUCCUUUCGUGGAUCCAUUCUGAUCAUCGUCGCUAUCGACAGUUUGUCGCCUGCCGGAUAGGAGAAAUCCUCUCCAAGACAAACAUUGAGGAGUGGCGGUACGUUCCAUCGAAAAUCAACGUCGCGGAUGAUGGAACCAAGUGGGCUAGUGGACCAAACCUGAAACCCGACAGCCGUUGGUUCAAAGGCCCGGAGUUUCUAUGGGCACCAGAGGAGGCUUGGCCACAACAAGUAAAACCAGAGGAAACCGAAACCGAAGCUCGACCAUGUCACAUCCAUAUAGCAGUGCAACCUGACGAAAUCAUUAACUGGGAACGCUUUUCGAAGUUCGAGAGGCUCCAAAGAACAGUUGCAUACAUCCACCGCUUCACAGACAACUGUAGACGCAAGGCGGCAAAACAACCACUGCAAUCCUCGCACAUUACCCAGGAAGAAAUCUAUAGAGCUGAAAAUACCCUAUGGCGAUCGGCGCAGCUAGCUGAGUUUCCGGAAGAGAUGGUUCGACUCCAGAUGACAAAAGAUGGAGGAAAAUCGAAACUCAACCAAGGUAGCCGUCUUUACAAGCUAUCACCGUUCAUCGACGAAUGGGGAGUAGCGCGAAUGGACACUCGAAUCGCUGGGGCAAUCUUCGUUCCGCACGAUACUAGAUUCCCAAUCAUCCUCCCGAAGGGUCAUCGCCUCACCAACCUGGUCGUAGAGUGGUAUCACCGACAUUAUCUGCAUGCGAACAAUGAAACCGUUAUCAACGAGAACCUGUAUGCAGUGCAGAGUGUCAAAGGCAAAACCGCUGUGCCCACGUGA
Toxorhynchites rutilus septentrionalis is the source of this 1272-nucleotide messenger RNA. RefSeq lists its product as uncharacterized. NCBI's taxonomy places the organism in Eukaryota, Metazoa, Arthropoda, Insecta, Diptera, Culicidae. Gene Ontology annotation, molecular function: nucleic acid binding. The record is from RefSeq and is a predicted model, not a curated record. Bases 1 to 1272 code for a protein of 423 amino acids. The transcript has 2 exons.